AUGCGGCUUCGAAGUUGAACUAGGCGGCGGUGGGCCCACCGCUUCCAUUCUUCUCGCCUUUUUCUUCCACCGUUGCGAGUUCUCUCUGCCUGCGCUGCGGCUGCACCCUUCCCCAAGUCGGAUUUCCAUUGCAUUCUCGAUUCCAUUCCUUCCCCCUCCCCCUCUUUCUUCGACUUGGACUUGGCCUUCCUUCUUCCUCCUCAACCUCGACCUCGAUCUAGGUCUACGCUCCGCCCUCCGCCCCCCGCCCCCCGCCGCCGCCAGGGAGGGAGCCGGAGCCGGAGCCGAUCGAUGGCGUGGCUCCGCGCCGCCUCGGGCCUCGCCCGCCACGCCCUCCGCCGCCGCGUGCCCGUCGCUUCCCGUUUCUUCCACUCGGCGCGGCCGGCCUGGAGGUCCUCCGCCCCGGUGCCCCGCGCCGUCCCGCUGUCCAGGCUUACCGACAGCUUCCUCGACGGCACCAGCAGCGUCUACCUCGAGGAGCUCCAGCGCGCAUGGGAGGCCGACCCCUCCUCCGUCGACGAAUCCUGGGACAACUUCUUCCGCAACUUCCUCGGCCAGGCCGCGCCCUCCUCCGCCGGCCUCUCCGGCCAGACCAUCCAGGAGAGCAUGCAGCUCCUCCUCCUCGUCCGUGCCUACCAGGUUAACGGCCACAUGAAGGCCAAGCUCGACCCGCUCCGACUCGACGACCGCGCCGUCCCGGACGACCUCGACCUUUCCCUCUACGGCUUCACCGAAGCUGACCUCGACCGCGAGUUCUUCCUCGGCGUUUGGAGGAUGGCCGGUUUCCUCUCCGACAACCGCCCCGUCCUCACCCUCCGCGAGAUCCUCAGCAAGCUCGAGCAGGCCUACUGCGGCCCCAUCGGCUACGAGUACAUGCACAUCCCUGACAGGGACAAGUGCAACUGGCUAAGGGACAAGAUCGAGACCGCCAAGCUCAAGGAGUACAACAAGGACCGCCGCCUCGUCAUGCUGGACAGGCUCAUCUGGAGCACCCAGUUUGAGAACUUCCUCGCCACCAAGUGGGCCACUGCCAAGCGCUUUGGCCUCGAGGGCGGCGAGACCCUCAUCCCUGGCAUGAAAGAGAUGUUUGACAGGGCUGCCGACCUUGGCGUCGAGAACAUUGUAAUCGGCAUGCCACACAGGGGAAGGCUUAAUGUGCUUGGCAAUGUUGUCCGCAAGCCCUUGUCGCAGAUUUUCAGUGAGUUCACCGGUGGGACUAGGCCCGUCGAAGGCGAGGAUGGCCUCUACACUGGAACCGGUGAUGUCAAGUACCAUCUGGGCACCUCCUAUGACAGGCCAACUCGAGGUGGAAAGAGGAUCCACCUAUCGUUGGUUGCGAAUCCCAGUCACCUCGAGGCUGUCGAUCCUGUUGUCAUAGGCAAGACGCGGGCAAAGCAAUUUUACUCCAAUGAUCUUGACAGGACAAAGAACAUGGGCAUUCUCAUCCAUGGAGAUGGCAGCUUUGCUGGGCAGGGUGUUGUCUAUGAGACACUUCAUCUGAGUGCCCUUCCAAGCUAUACAACUGGAGGAACCAUCCACAUCGUUGUCAAUAACCAAGUUGCCUUCACAACAGAUCCAAGAGCCGGCAGAUCUUCGCAGUAUUGUACGGAUGUUGCCAAAGCCUUGAACGCUCCUAUAUUCCAUGUAAACGGUGAUGAUCUGGAGGCAGUUGUACGAGUUUGUGAGCUUGCAGCUGAGUGGCGCCAGACUUUCCAUUCUGAUGUGGUAGUCGAUCUGAUCUGUUACCGACGAUUUGGACAUAAUGAAAUCGAUGAGCCCUCCUUCACACAGCCAAAGAUGUAUCAGGUUAUUAAGAACCAUCCUAGUUCAUUAAAGCUUUAUGAACAGAAACUGCUAGGAACAGGCGAAGUCUCAAAAGAAGACGUUCAGAAGAUCCACGAGAAAGUCAACAGAAUCCUGAAUGAAGAGUUUGCAAAAAGCAAAGAUUAUGUUCCCAAUAAGAGGGACUGGCUUUCGGCUUACUGGACUGGCUUCAAGUCUCCUGAGCAGAUUUCACGCGUCCGCAACACUGGGGUUAAUCCAGGGGUGCUGAAACGUGUUGGACAGGCAAUUACUACUUUACCUGAAGACUUCAAGCCCCACAGGGCAGUGAAGAAGAUUUUUGAGCAGCGUGCAGCAAUGAUCGAGAGCGGUGAAGGAAUUGAUUGGGCCGUUGCUGAAGCCCUUGCCUUUGCAACACUCAUUGUGGAAGGCAACCAUGUUAGGCUGAGUGGACAGGACGUGGAAAGAGGAACUUUUAGCCACCGUCAUGCAGUUCUGCAUGACCAGGAAAACGGGAGGAAACAUUGCCCACUUGACCAUGUUGUGAUGAAUCAAAACGAGGAGCUGUUUACCGUUAGCAACAGUUCACUUUCAGAAUUUGCUGUUCUUGGUUUUGAAAUGGGGUACUCCAUGGAGAACCCUAAUUCACUAGUGCUCUGGGAAGCUCAGUUUGGUGACUUUUCCAAUGGUGCACAAGUGAUGUUUGACCAGUUUUUGAGUAGUGGAGAGGCAAAAUGGCUGCGUCAAACUGGCCUUGUCGUUCUACUGCCUCAUGGUUAUGAUGGCCAAGGCCCAGAGCAUUCCAGUGCCCGUUUGGAGCGCUUUCUUCAGAUGAGUGAUGAUAAUCCUUUUGUCAUACCUGAGAUGGAACCAACACUCCGCAAGCAGAUCCAGGAGUGUAAUUGGCAAGUUGUGAACGUGACAACGCCUGCAAACUAUUUCCAUGUGCUGCGUCGUCAGAUACAUAGGGAGUUCCGGAAGCCCCUGAUUGUAAUGGCCCCCAAGAACCUACUUCGGCACAAGGAUUGCAAGUCAAAUCUCUCUGAGUUUGAUGAUGUUGAAGGCCAUCCAGGUUUCGAUAAGCAAGGAACACGCUUCAAGCGGUUGAUAAAGGACCGGAAUGACCACAAGCAAGUCGAGGAGGGUAUCAAACGCCUUGUAUUGUGUUCUGGGAAGGUGUACUAUGAGCUUGAUGAAGAACGGAAGAAGACUGAACGCAGUGAUGUUGCAAUUUGCAGAGUUGAACAACUUUGUCCAUUCCCAUAUGAUCUUAUCCAGAGAGAGCUAAAAAGAUAUCCAAAUGCGGAGAUUGUCUGGUGCCAAGAGGAACCCAUGAAUAUGGGCGCAUAUAGUUACAUCUCCCCUCGCCUGUACGCCUCUAUGAAGACUCUUGGGCGUGGUUCAUUCGAUGACAUCAAGUAUGUGGGCAGGGCGCCUUCAGCUGCGACAGCUACUGGCUUCCUGUCGGUUCAUGCGCAGGAGCAGACAGAGCUGGUAAAGAAAGCACUGCAGGCAGAGCCUAUCAAGUUCCCCUGAUAUGAUGCAUCUGUGGUUUCCACUUGGUGCUUAUACUUGUGCAAGACAAGUGUGUGCGAGCUCAGCUCGUCCAGCCUUUGCACACAUACCAUACCAUCUUAAAAGUUUUGCUAUGUAUUUACAAGCUACUGUUUCUCUAGCUUGUUUGAGGCGAUUCGAUUUGAAUGUCGUGAAUAAUGCACUAUUUGAGCCUUCUUAUCGUUGAGGAGGAACCUGUUUCGACGUGAGCAACAAAUUUUGCAAUAUAGUAGAAGCUUUAGCUUCCUUUCUUUUUUCUCUUGA
Oryza sativa Japonica Group (Japanese rice) is the source of this 3600-nucleotide messenger RNA. RefSeq lists its product as uncharacterized. The record is from RefSeq and is a predicted model, not a curated record. Gene Ontology annotation, cellular component: mitochondrion; oxoglutarate dehydrogenase complex. NCBI's taxonomy places the organism in Eukaryota, Viridiplantae, Streptophyta, Magnoliopsida, Poales, Poaceae. Gene Ontology annotation, biological process: tricarboxylic acid cycle. Gene Ontology annotation, molecular function: thiamine pyrophosphate binding; oxoglutarate dehydrogenase (succinyl-transferring) activity.